CCAUGAAGGAAGCAUUAGAAGAUAAUAGAUUUGUUCAAUAUCAUUAGACUAAUCAUCAAAACAAAUCUUUCUAAACCCUAGAAGCUAUCGAAUUUGUUGUAUGAUAAUAACAUAAUAAUGAUUAGAUUUAAAAACAGGAAAUUAAGGAUGAAUUAUAUAAAGCUAUAAUUAAAGCUCAAGAUGUGACUAAUCCUGCUAAUUAAAAUUCUGAAAGAGCUAAACCUGAAACUGUAGAUGGAGAUUCUUUAUAAGUUAAAGAAUAAUUCUGUAAUGAUGAUUUCAAGAACAAACUGUAGCUUUUUAGUGCAGAAUAAAUAGAAGAAGAAUAAAUAAUAGAUUACAAUUUUACUAAUAUUUGUAAGCAUCUCUUAUAAGAUUAAAAAUAUGAGCAAUAUUUAUCGAUAUUUCUAAAAUUUUUCCAAAAUACUAAUCUAAAUAUGGAAUAGAAGGAAGAUCUAUUACUUUUUGUAAUUGUCAUAAAAUUAAAUUUUGAAAAGUUGCCAUAAAUUGAAAACAAUUAUUUAGAAAAAAGAAUAAUUGAUUAUUAUAUCUUACUAAAAGAUCGAAUAAAAAAAGAAUUAGAUAUUGAAUAUUAAAAUUAAUUUAAAAAUAGUGAAAAUUACGAAAAUAUUAAUUGCUAUUAAUAUUAGAAUUAAGUAUUACCGAAUGGAACUAUAGAAAGAUAAAAAAAAUAGAGAAAAAUUGACCAUAGCCUUAUUUUAGUAGAUAAAUUAGACACAAUUAAAAAUAAAGAUCGAUUAAAUGAAAGUGUUGAUAUGCUAUUAACUAUAAGUCUUUAGGUAAAAGAGAUGUUUUAAGAAGAAAUAAAAGACUAGGAAAAAAAAGACUAUUACAUGAAUAAAUUAUAAAAGUUUAGUUAGAAAAAGAUUAUGAAAAAAUUCGAGAUUAAAUAAUUUAAAGAUAAUUAAUACAAUUUUAUAAGUUAAUAUUUAAUAAGACAAGAAAAUGAAGAAUCCUUAAAAAUUUUAUUAUCUUGUUUUAUAGAAUAUACUUUUCAAUGGAUCAAUCUACUUGAUUUUAAAUAAAACGGAAAAAGUUAAAAAUUUAAAUAAAAAGAAAAUAGUUAAACAUUUAAAGAAAUAUAAAAAUUCCUCAAACAAAAAAUUAUUGAAUAAACAACAAUUAAAUUAGGUAUUUAAAACUAUUUUUAAAAUAAGACAUAUUAAAAAUUUGAUUUUAUAGAAUUUGUGAUAAAUUUAUUAAAAAUUUACUAGGAGUUAAAAAAUUUAGAAAUUUAAGAAUGGAUAAUAGAUUAAUAGUAAUAAGAAAUUGAUUUGUAAUAAUUAGAUGCUUACUAAUAAUAAUUAUUUCAUUUCUUAAAAUCUAUAUCUGAAAUGAAGUUAGAUAGAUAUAAGUAAAAAAUGAAUAUUAACUUUUCUUUAAAAACUUUUAAAAAAUUAAUUUCAUGUGAUGCAAAACCUGAAGUAUUAAAUGCAAUCAAAGCUGCUAAAAGAAAACCUAAAUAAUUUUUAAAUGAAUUAAUUUUGAAUGAUGAAGAAAUUAAGGAUUUUUAGGAAGCAAUAGAAAAAUUACGAAAAAAAGCAAAAAAAUAAUGA
Molecule: messenger RNA, 1577 nt
Organism: Paramecium pentaurelia
Lineage: Eukaryota; Ciliophora; Oligohymenophorea; Peniculida; Parameciidae
Source: the annotation of a GenBank genome assembly